GUUCCUUGUACUGUACGAUAUGUUACGUAUAUACCUAUAAAAAUUAUCACAUUAAUUUUUAGAAUGUAGUAAAUAAAUUCUGAGUUAUCAUAAAAAGCGAAGCCUGAUCAGUUGAAGUUGAUCGUAGCAUUGUGUUUUGCUCUGCGCGGAUUGAUUAAUUAUUAGCUGUACAGAGUACGUAGCGGUGUCCUCGAUCCUGUACAAGAAUUCUAAUCCAGAUUAAAACCAUGCGGCUUUUCUUGACCUUUGCAGUCGUACUGCUCUUCUGUGCCGAAAAUGUUCGGAAUACUUUAGGAGCCAAAACAUCAAGUCAAACCGAUCGCGAUGGUUACUCUUCCCGAUCCAGCACCGAUCAGUCUAAUUCCUUGACCAGUCGCCAAGGUUACCUCGGCUACGGCAUGGGAAUGUAUGAUCCAAUGAUGGGCAUGGGUGGUCUAGGAAUGAUGGGCGGUGGAAUGGGCCUGUUAGGCAUGGGUGGACUCGGACUCAUGGGAGGCGGUCUGGGAAUGCUGGGCAUGGGAGGAAUGGGAAUGAUGUCACCUUUUGGAAUGAUGGGUUUUCCCGGCAUGAUGGGGUAUCCGGGGAUGCUGGGAAUGGGCAUGAUGAACCCGCUAAUGUUCAUGAGCCUGUACGGUAUGGGAAUGUAUCCUGGUAUGCUCGGCGGAGGCUUCUAUGGGUCCCCUGGAUAUCAAAGCUGGAAUACCGGUCGGUAUUGAGGUAUUGCCGCCGCGCGUUACAAGAACAGCCUCAAGUGAUUACAGUAAUGUUCCAAUUGAAUCCUGAACUGCGACUCAUGAAUGAGCCAAAACAAAAUCGAAUGAUUGUUUUUUAAAUUUCAUACUUCACUGACAAUAGUUGCAUUCACAUUCUGUUUUUACGAAUUACCUAAAUAUAAUUACUUUUAUCGUCAGAAACUGCAUUACAUUCAUUACUACAGUACUACAGUACAUUCUUGUACACGCACGUACCGCCGGUACCGGUAAUAAGCGUGCGUGAUCGCACAAUAAAUCCAA
Molecule: messenger RNA, 1013 nt
Organism: Paramacrobiotus metropolitanus
Lineage: Eukaryota; Metazoa; Tardigrada; Eutardigrada; Parachela; Macrobiotidae
Product: acanthoscurrin-2-like
Exons: 2
Coding region: 228-716 (162 amino acids)
Source: RefSeq, a predicted model, not a curated record